Epinephelus fuscoguttatus (brown-marbled grouper) is the source of this 3123-nucleotide messenger RNA. RefSeq lists its product as uncharacterized. Gene Ontology annotation, cellular component: membrane. Bases 73 to 1173 code for a protein of 366 amino acids. The transcript has 2 exons. Gene Ontology annotation, biological process: G protein-coupled receptor signaling pathway. The record is from RefSeq and is a predicted model, not a curated record. Gene Ontology annotation, molecular function: G protein-coupled receptor activity. NCBI's taxonomy places the organism in Eukaryota, Metazoa, Chordata, Actinopteri, Perciformes, Serranidae.
UGAGAGAGGACCAUGCGGCGCACAGCAUCAUCAUUAUCUUCAUCAUCAUCAACCAAACCCAGCUGAGGAAUAAUGUCAGUGAACAACAGCACGGGGCCAUUAGGCCUACAGGUGACAGAGGAAUACACCUGCGUGCGUUUUUACGUGUCCACCGUGUCCUUCUCGGUGCUGCUCUUCUUCAACCUCAUCAUCAACUGGACCAUCGUGCGCGUGGAGCAGCUCCGGAGUCAUGCCCGCUUCGUGCUGGUCUUCCACCUGCUGGUGUCCGCCCUGGUUUACCUGGGCAUGAGCAGCAUCUUCUACUACCAGAUCCACCUGGACGCACGGCUGGGCCGCUCCGCCUGCCUGGCCAUGAUCACCAUCCUGAUCAGCAGCGCCUCCAACAUCCUGCUGACGCUCACGGUCAUGGCUUUGGACCGUUACUGCGCCGUGUGCCACCCGAUGCGCUACAGCUCCACCUGCACGGCGGGGCGCUGGCCCUGGCUGAUGGGUGCCGUCACCUGGCUGGUGGCUUUGGUCAUUCCCAUCAGCCUGCUCCUCCGCCCGCACUCCCAGGCCGCUGGGGCCGCUUAUAACGGAGUGUGUGACCGGGAGCAGCUGAAAAACUUCCAGCUACAGAAGGUGUUGUUCGUCGGUGUGUGCACCAUACUCAUACUGUACAGCUAUGUGAGGAUACUGGUGGAGGGGCGGCGGUUAGGGGUGCUGAACCGGCGCAACCGGGCCGGGUGCAGGACGAUCGCCCUGCACGGCACCCAGCUGGCGGUGUACAUCCUCCCUAACUUUGUGAACUACGUGCUGACGGUGUUGGUCAACAAGAUGCUCAUAACGCGGGAGACCAAAGAGCUGUCGGCCGUGGUUAUCUUCGCUUUCUUCAGCUUGGCGCAGUGCGUUGCGCCCGUUGUUUACGGUUUGCGUAAAGAGGAACUUCUGGAGCAGUUGAGUCACAGGUUCCCCUGCUGUUCCCGGUACUUGAAGAGUGUCCUCGGCUGGACCGUGCGCAACAACUGGACACACACCCAACACAUUACACGGGAGCGGACACUGACGGCACAGACGAUCAUCUCCCUACAAGUCUCACAAGCCCCAGAGGAGGAGGAGGAAACAAGGCCGAUCCCAGUCAGGAGUUCCUCACAUGACUCAGACUCAUGUCAAGGCGAUAUGGACAAUGCCUGAUGGGGAAAAAGCAGGUCAAUGUCAGGAUCCUGGCCGCCACAGGGACGUUUGAAUGUGGCUCAACUCAGGCCUGGAAGGAAAUAAAGGAACCGCGUGGACAUAAGAAUACGUGAAGGUUUCUUUUGACCUCUUGCCAGGAGAGCACAUGUGGAGCUGAUCAAUGGUCAACAGCCGAAGACAAUGUGGUUUCAGAAAAAGUGGGCAGUUCUCUUAUUCUAUAUCCCGGCUGGUUCAGGGAAACUCAAGACUUCAGGCCACCUCUAGGACCUCUAUGCUGCCAACAGCCCUCCAUCCUUUGGAUCUAAAAUGACUGGGAUGGACUUAAACAUAUCUUCUGGUGAAUGUGUUUCCAUGUAACUGUGUGGAUAUUGAAAUCAAGGAAAGGGAGGGCACAAUUCCCUUUCUUGCUGAGACAGAUGAGAAUAUAUACCACUGUGGGACAGGAUGGACACCCAGUGUUGUUUCGAGUAUCAAUAUGAGCAAUAAUAAGAUUCAUACAGGAACAACUCAUCUCAUGUUAGAUCACAUUCUGGGCAUGUGAACGCACAAUCUCGUUAAUUUAUUUCAAUACAAUAAAUGUUGUACAUUACUGCACCCCAUGGAUAUGUUACAUUUGUAUGUUUCACAUGUAGCACAUGGAGAACUAGUUUUCCUCGUGUUGUGACAACACUGAGGUUAACGGGUGGUUAGGUUUUGGCACAAACAAAUGUGGUUAAGGUGAAGAAAACAUCAUGGCAUGACCUACAAUAGCUUACCCACUUUUGUUGCUACAUAUGCAGACUGUACACGGCCUGACCUCUCUGGGCUGGUUAUUUAUCAUUAAAGGCUUUUUCACAUUUUCACAUACAUGUGAUUAAAGAAUAAACAGAAAAGUAAAAACAAACACAGGAUGUUUGGCAAGUUAUUUGAUGGUGAUUAAAUAUAUAUUCAGAAGUAGGUAAAUCAUGACACAUUUCUUAGAUGCAAGGGGACCAAAAUUCUACGUCAGAACAAUGUCAAAUGCCAACGUUGCUUAGCUUUGAGAAGCAGGAAGCAGCUAGCCCAUCCAAACAUGAACAAAAAAUGCUUCUAAAGUUCACAAAUUUGCUUUUUAUAUUGCAGAAAUUGUAAUUUGUACAUUUCAUAGUUUUUGUGUGGAGUAAACACCAAAUAUAUGUGUUAAUUGGUGAACUCUACAGGUGCUGGUAGGCAGAUUUGUUAGCUAGCUUGGUUAUGCUAACCAUUUUCCAGUUUCCAGUCAUUAUGCUAGGCUAAGCUAAUCAUAUCAUAGUUUUAUCUUCAAAUCUAAUAGAGUUACAAUCGUAUCCAUCUGCUCAUCUAGCUAACUCUCGACAUUAAAGUGAAUACACACAUUAAAAAAAAUGUUCAGGCUAGCCGUUUUCUAGUUUCCAGUCUUUCUGCAAGGCUAAGCUAACUGAAUCAUAGGUAGCUUCAAAUUUGACUGAGUUAUAAUGUUCUGCUCAUCUAGCUAAGUCUCGAUAUUAAAGUGAAUAAACACAUUAACAUAGCAUUUUCACUUUUAUGGCAAGUUAGCUCAAGUUUUACUCAACUUCAGGCUACUUGCUAGCUUUAUUAGGCCAGCCGUUUUCCAGUUUCCAGUCUUUAUGCUAGGCUAAGCUAACCACAUUCCAAUGGUUAUAAUGUUAUCCUGUCUGCCCAUCUGGCUAACUCUCGACAUUUAAGCUAAUAAACACAUUUCCAAAAAAUGUUUACCUUUAUGGCAAGUUAGCUUAAGUGUUACUCAAUGUUGAGCUAAGAAUGAGAAUUUGUUAGCUAGCUUUGUUAGGCUAGUUGUUUUCCAGUUACCAGUCUUCAUGCUGGGCUAAGCUAACCAGAUAUUAUCUUUAGCUUCAAAUUUAAUUAGUGAGUUAUAAUGUUCUACUCAUGCAGGUAACUUUCUACACUGAAGUGAAUAAACACACACAAAAGAUGUUAUGGCUAGCCACAACA